Molecule: messenger RNA, 12717 nt
Organism: Paramuricea clavata
Lineage: Eukaryota; Metazoa; Cnidaria; Anthozoa; Malacalcyonacea; Plexauridae
Source: the annotation of a GenBank genome assembly
AUGAGAAGUUUCGUUAACCAGUUGCCGGGAAGGUAUGACACAUGUUAACUGUAUACGUUAGAGUUUCAGAUUAGGUAGUAUAUUCUACAAUAAGCUGCAGGGUUUGGUAUCUGAACUACCUGAAAAACUUUGAAAAUGAUUGAAAAGACUUAUAGAGAAUGAUGAUUGUCUGUCUAGACGAACUUUGAAAAGAAAAAUAGUUCAUUUGAUAAUUCUUGUGUGGAUAAGUGUAGUUGUUCUUAAUGGAUGAUCAGGACCAGUUCAAACGUCGCGCUUAUUAUGUUCUGAACCAAGUGUUUGGAUUAUGAUAAGCGCGACGUUUAAUGAUUUUAGGUUUGACACCAAUGUUAAGACUUAUUAAGUUCGGCAAAGACAUUCGCGCUUAAUAUAUUUAGUUCGCGAUAUCAAUUCAAACGUCGAAUUUAGCAUGUGUCCAAUGUAACGUAGAUGACCGUGAAAAGCUCCAUCCUAAACAAUUUUACCCCAUGCAUAAAUUUCGUCUCAAUUAAGUUCGAAGUUUGAAUUGAAUCAAUCUUCCAAUUAUGCCGAACUUAAUGCUUAUUAGGUUCGGCCACAUGACAAGCGCGACGUUUGAACUAGGCCUCAGUCGGUCUGCGCCAUUUGAUGAUCUAUCAGGAAUAUGUCAGGCUUGAUUUGUUCCUAUAGACUACCACUAGUAUAAAUCGUGCUAGUUUGUCAGGAUAGCGAAGUAUUCUGACGACCUAACACGAUCUGAAGUGAGCAAUAGGUAAACAUAUAUUGCUGCUCUUUAUAGGAAAGUUGUGCUCGUUGCUGCGCAAGACGAACCGUCAUUGAAAAUGACAAAUGCAGAUUAUUCCAUUUUUGAUAAACUUGGCGGACAAACUGUCAUAUUGAAAGACCGUUUUCGUUCUUCGUAUGCUUUAGUUGGUUAUACUGGACCUGGGCGACCGCCUUGGAUUAAACAAGUAUGUAGUCACAUAAGCAAUCGUGUGAUGUAGAUUUGUAUAAUAUGAUAUGGUAUGGUGUGGUGUGGUGUGGUGUGGUGUGGUAUGGUAUGGUAUGGUAUGAUAUGCCCUUGGUUUGGUAUGCCCUUGGUUUAGUAUGCCCUUGGUAUGGUAUGACAUGGCACAUAAUAUGUGGUGUAGUGUGGCUUGGUAUGGUAUUGAAUUGUGUUAUGUAGUCCCAUAUGGUAUGGUAUAGAUGGUCCCAUAUGGUAUGGUAUAGAUGUAUAUUAUAUAAUACCUUAUUGAAUUCUGAUCGUUUAAUUGGCUGUUUAUGGUCACGUGAUAUUGAAUAGAAAAUUCCAUUUCCCAAGAGUGCAAUGGAAUACGUUCCAUUGCACUCUUGCGAGUGCAAUUGUACUAUACGUUUUAUUCCAUUGCACUCUUUGUGUUUUCGAUAAAUCGCAUCCGUCAAAAUGCUUCUCAUACGAAUCUAUUAGUCUAUUUUGGUAUUAUAUAAAACAAAUAAUGAAUGUUUCUUCGUGCAAUGGUAAGAAUAUUUUCAUUCGGUGAAAGAUAGAAUGUUCCAUUCAACUCGGCUGUCGCCUCGUUGAAUGGAACAUUCCAUCUUUCACCUCAUGAAAAUAUUCUUACCAUUGCACUCAUAAACAUUCAUUAUUUGUAUAUAAUAUUGUAUGGCAUAGUAUGUAUAUAAUAUUGUGUGGUAUAGUAUGUAUAAUAUUAUGUGGUAUAGUAGGCCUAUGUAUAAUAUUGUGUGGUAUAGUAUGUAUAAUAUUGCGUGGUGAUAUUGUGAACAGACGUAUUAUGUAUGGUAUAGUAAAUUAGAUGUAGUAAAUUAGGUUUUGGUGUUGUAUGCUAAGAUUUAGGUAAUAUGGUAAAACUGUGUUUAUAGGAACAGCGAGACAGAUAUAAAGGACCAAGCAAGAUCUCCACUGAAAUUCCGUUUGGAGGUUUAGUAUGCGUUUUUCUUUUACUAUUUUCUUUCAAAUUUAAUUUCCUUAUUUCCAAACUAGUUUUAUCAUGUAUAUAAAAUUUUAACAUGUGAAUAUGAAAUAAAUCCACCAAACGAUUAUACAUAAUAAAAAUAUUUCUAUCUGUGAUUUUAAACUUUCUUUCCAGAGUUUCCAAACAUUGAAGUGAUAAGUGAAGGGUGUAGUGACUUGAUAAGAUCAGAAGGCUGUGGUCUGGCGCAUAUCUAUAUUGAUGGAGAUCAGAAAGCACCUCAGAAACGUGGGCAUAACUUUGUGGUCAUUAAUGCUCUGACAGGUAGGAUGAUGACAAAACUUUAGUGUAAAUUAUAAUUCCUUUUUUGUUAAGUGUAUUUGCUGCAUGCAGUAUUCAGUCGUAUGUGGAAAGAGUGGUAUGUAAACGAAUUUUUGCUUCCAUUUUUUUUUCCAAACACCACAACUUUUUCAGGUUUUGUCUGUGGUAACACUAAUCGAUUAGGGUAUGUCCCUGACUGGUCAUAAUGAUAGGACAACAGUUUAGAGUUAAUAUAAGUUCCAUUAGAUAGGUACUUUAGUUACGUUUAAAAACAGCCACAUCUGAAAAAGUGUUUGAUUCUGCCACGUAUUCCGGUUUCCUUCAGUAGUAAAAUUGGAUAAUUAAAGGAUGGACCCUACCGGACUUCUAGGGAGAACAAAUUAAAACUGAGUGAUAGAGCUAAAGUAUAAAUAUAGGUAGGAUCUACCAAAUAUCGCAAGUCUUCUUUGAAGCAUUAAAGAAAGCCUUAGAGAUUUGUCCCUUAUUGAACUUGUGUAAAUUUAUUUGUUUGCGAUUCAGGCAAGUUUGAAGGGGCACAAGUAUUUGAUACUAAUGGAGACAGUGGAGCCAGUGGCAAGAUAACUAACUUUAUCAACACAAUUCCAAAUGGGUAUGUAAUAUACUUUUUCCAAUGAUGCCUUUAGGUAGCGAUAUUACCUGAAUAAUACUAGAAAAUACAUGCAUGCAGAAACCCUCGCCUUGCUGAAUUCCAAACAUGAAGUAUUGUCAUGGUAACACGAUAAUUUUAAGAAUAGUUUUAAAAUUGAAAAAUCCCCCCCAAAUAUCACUUUUAAUUACAAAAUGAUCAAUUUCCAUGCAAACAUAUACAUGCCAGGCAUGUUAUUAUUUCAGACGGUUUUUGGCUCUCAAAAAGGUUUUGAAAUUUGAAAAAUCUUGCAAAACCCGAGGCAAAAACACAAUAUAUUUGCUGAUUUGCAAGAAAUGUUUGUUAUUUCGCUGUCGUCAUUUGUUAUACAACAACAAAUUUUAAAUUUGACCAAUCAGUGUUCGCUAUUCAUGACAAUCCGCCCCAUAUUUUGAGAUCAGUGAGGAUGACCACCCACUCAACAUCGUUGGUCACCCACGUCCGCGAUCAUUUAUGAACUUUAGACUUCGCUAAUGCUUUCGUUUCCCUGGGUGUAAAUAGCCGGGCUGAAUUAGUACCCUCGCCCCGGGCUUACGCCCGGACAGCGCUCCGCGCCGUUGGCUCGGGGAUAAAUGGCCCUUCGUCGCGUAGUUAGUAGGCCUUCACUCGAAACGUCUAAAUUCCGGAUAUAUUUUUCAGGUAGUUGUAUCCCUUAAAAAGAUUGCUGCCUGAAUAUGCUUUUUUAUAGUAAUAUGUAGUAUAGAAACAAAUUUAUAGUAGUAUAGAAACAAAUUUAUAGUAGUAUAGAAACAAAUUUAUAGUACUAUAGAAACAAAUUUAUAGUACUAUAGAAACAAAUUUAUAGUAGUAUAGAAACAAAUUUAUAGUAGUAUAGAAACAAAUUUAUAGUAGUAUAGAAACAAAUUUAUAGUACUAUAGAAACAAAUUUAUAGUACUAUAGAAACAAAUUUAUAGUAGUAUAGAAACAAAUUUAUAGUAGUAUAGAAACAAAUUUAUAGUAGUAUAGAAACAAAUUUAUAGUACUAUAGAAACAAAUUUAUAGUACUAUAGAAACAAAUUUAUAGUAGUAUAGAAACAAAUUUAUAGUAGUAUAGAAACAAAUUUAUAGUAGUAUAGAAACAAAUUUAUAGUACUAUAGAAACAAAUUUAUAGUACUAUAGAAACAAAUUUAUAGUAGUAUAGAAACAAAUUUAUAGUAGUAUAGAAACAAAUUUAUAGUAGUAUAGAAACAAAUUUAUAGUACUAUAGAAACAAAUUUAUAGUACUAUAGAAACAAAUUUAUAGUAGUAUAGAAACAAAUUUAUAGUAGUAUAGAAACAAAUUUAUAGUAGUAUAGAAACAAAUUUAUAGUACUAUAGAAACAAAUUUAUAGUACUAUAGAAACAAAUUUAUAGUACUAUAGAAACAAAUUAAAUUGCCACAUAAACUAAACAUCUAAAAUUUCGUAUGAAGUCGUGUUGUUGUUGUGGCCGUGCAAGAUAAUGGCGCCAGAACGAUUGGUAAUGCUUUGGGGGAGCUGAAAAAGAUUGGAGCACGAGAACCUAUCAUCAGUGAGGAUCGCUCUUCCUUUGCUCUGAUUGGCUACAAAGGAGCAGAAACACCGAAAUGGAUUACGCAAGUAAAUUGUUCUUUUCUUUACGGUAUAGUCCUCUUGAGAAAAAAUUGUUAGAGCAUAAUUAACAUAAUUAAAUAGAAGGUGUGGAAAUUAGAGAUUGCUCUAACUGGACCUCUUAUGAAGAACAGACAGAACUAUCCUGUAUAUCUGAUAGAGCGUUCCAGAAUAAAAUAUGAAAAAUGCUUUGUUUCUUUUCAUGACUAGAGUCAAAAGAAAAGUAAGCAAGGACCUUCAUUUGCGAGUGCCUUUGUUCCCUUUGGACCUUCCGCGACAGGUUUGAAACGUAUUUUUACUACGUUAUCUAGUGAGACACCAGCCUAGACCUAAGACCUUUACUCAGAUUUUAGCAGGUUUGGUCAAUUUUGAGCUAGCAUUUGGUGAGUAUGACGUCAGAUACAAGAUAAAUGCAAGCACGUUGAUCCUAGGUCUAGGCUGAUGAGACGCAUGGCACAUGUGGCUGACGUCAUUAUCCAAUUGCGAUGACCUAAAUUUUUCCGAAAAAUGAAAUUAAAGCAAAUUUGUUUCUUGCAAGAUGAAAGCCAAAAACAUUUGUUAUUUAUAUUUUAAAACUUUUUAAUAUUUUAUUUCCUUUGAUUAAAAUAUUUUUAAUCUUUCAUUCUGCAGUGGGUGAAUAUAUUGUAACAACGCAUACUGGCAAUGUCAAAGAUGCAAGUACCAAUGCAAAAGUGUAUAUCAAAUUUACUGGUGCUAAUGGUGACUCAAGGGAAGUUGAACUGUCUAAAGCUGGUUCAGUUCCAUUUCAGCAAGGAGGGUAUGGCUGUAUUUCUUUCUAUAGGUGAUAAAGUAUGAUAUUGUAUCACUGUAGUGUAUCACUGUGGAAUGGUGUAGCGCUGGUAUGGUGUAGUAUGGAAUGGUAUAAUAUAUGGUAUGGUAUACUAUGGUAUACUAUGGUGUGUUAUGAUAUGGUAUACUAUGAUUCCAUGUGGUAAAAUAUUACAGUGCGAUGACAUUGUGAUAAAACAUUGUGUGCAAUGAUUUCAUAGGUGACAAAUUUCAACAUUGUUAUUUCAGAACUGAUGCAUUCCGUAUUCAUGUUGGUGAAAUUGGUGACAUCCGUUCCUUACGAAUACGUCAAGAUAAUUCUAAAGUCAAUCCAAGUUGGUUCUUGGCUGCAGUAAGUAACAAGCUUAAUACUUUACGUUUGUCUGCUAUUUUCUAUUGAAACUUAUAUACACAAACGAUUUCUUUUUCCAUAGUUAUCUGUGAAAGAUGUAAGAGUUGGCAAGACUUACAUGUACCUAGUUGAGCAAUGGCUUCAAGAUGGAAAUAAUAAUGGUGGAAAACAGGCCGUAUCUACCUUGGCUGUUACUUUGAAUCAACGUAAGUACAUUCUUGAGAAGCUGUUUUCCAUUUAGUCGUUACGGUUGCGACACUACUAUUUUUAUUAAAAGUCAAAUCUGAACCUCUCCAAUGUACACGCAGUGGCAUAAGUCCUCUGGAUUCCAAGUUUAAUUAAUUUAAAUUAAUUAAUUAAGGCCUUGAGCAAGGACAAUCUUGUUUCCAGACUCUUCCCUCAGCAAGGAUGACAAAAUGGCGAAGUUGCAGUACUUCAGGAAAUGCCCUUUAGCACAAAGUCACGUCACUGAUUGUUGUUGGUAUAAUAGAUUGUCUAUAUAACUUAGUAAAUGAGAAAAUGUUGAUUUGCAUACACAACACAAAAAAAUGACUUGAUUCAAGCUAUUUCACAUCGUCCAACAAGACUUUGUCGACUCUGCCAAGCAGCGAAAGUUUUCUCUCAUGGGUUUCUCCCAUGCAUGGAGAAGGUUUCCUUCUGUAGUAAAAAGCAAUGGUCAUCACUGGACCCUUGGGAAGAACAGUUUGGACAAAACUAUUAGAGCUAUCCAGCGGCAGUGUGAAUAAAAUUAUUUGUGAGGGAUGAACCAAGCGGGGAUCUUUAUCAAUGCCAGGCAUAAUAUAUGUGAAGUGCACGACAUGAAAUUUUUGAAAAUUUAGUUAUGAACCAGCGUUUUGUUUUUUACUCAGACAUCUUCAUAUAGUUAGUGAAUUAAGCUAUAAAAUUAUUAAGGUAUAUGCUAUAAGACUAUAAUAUAUCCUCUCGCCUUACGCACCUCGUCGGCUAUCAACUCAUAUAUACGACUCGAGCUCAUGAUAUAAUUGUUAAAUAUCGUAACUUGGUACAAUUAUUACUUUUCAAAAAAUUAUGUAAAAUUUCCCGCUGAAUUACAUAUUUUUUGCCCGGUGAAAUUGCCCAACAAAACUGAAAUAUUAGAACAUCGGGGGGGGGGGGGUUGCACCCCCAUACCCCCCAGGUGUUACGCCCCUGUAAAUAUCCUAAUUCCUUACUCUGAAGAUGUCUUGAGUGAACGAAACUUAAGUUUAUAAAUACAGUAUAUCUUUUAAAUUUCAUUUUGUGCUGGCUCCUUUACGUAUAUUAUGCUGGGCAUUGAAAUUUAUCAUAUGAUUAACGUUACUUCACAUGAUGAACGUGCGUUUUAGUCUAUUGAACAUGGCGCAACAAAUUUUAGGUGUAUCUUUACCAAAUUUUUAGUGAAGAAAGCCAAUAAAAUGCUGAUUUCGAAAAUCUUCAUUUGCUGAGUGUUCUGAUUAAACAUGUCCAGUAUUGGCUGACUAAAGAAAUACAUAAGUAUCCCAUAAAAAAAUCAAAAUAUAUUUAUAGUUUACCUCAACGUUUGUCUACAUAUAUCGAUUUGAAUCUUCAUAGGUACGGUAAAAAAACCGUGUGCGGAAAAUUUCUCUUCUUCAACGGUUUUUCUGAUAUGACCUUUUCUUUGACAACUUCGUGAAUUAUCAGUGACAAAUCCAAGAAUCAGGGCAUAUCAGAAAGACCACUAAAGAAGAGAAAUUUUCCGCACACGUUUUUUUUACCAUGCCUAUGAAGAUUUGAACUGCGAUAUCUAGACAACCGUUGAGGUAAAUUAUAAGCAUAUUUUGAUUUUUUUAUGAAGGUACCUACAUAUUUACUCAGUCAGCCAAUACUGAAAAUGUUUAAACAGAACACCCAUCAAAUGAAAAUUUUCGAAAUCAGCAUUUUCCUGGCUUUCUUCACUGAAAAUUUGGUAAAGUUACACCUAAAAUUCGUUGAGCAAUGUCCAAUGGACUAAAACGCACGUUCAUCGUGUGAAGUAACCUUAAAUAUUAGAUUAAACAUCUUCUUCAAGCAGAAAACGGAGGUUACAGCCAUACUAAAAUUCUAUUUGUUUUCUUCCAGCCUCAUCUUUGUUGAGCAAUGAGAUUCAACACAAUUUGAACAAGUGGUGCGUCACAAACAUAAAAAAUGCAGGCAGCAACUUGAUCGCUCUUUUCGACCGAGGAAAGAAAGUCUCAAAAUUCAAAUGGCGAUGUUAUUCUCCCGAUGCAUUAGUUGCGGAACAAACAGCGUACGAUACGGCGAAGAAAAAUCCCAAUUACUACACGCGCCAGGCACUUGCCAAAGUUUACUUGACAGGUACAGUACUGUAUGCAUGGUUUAACAUAUUCAUGAACCAGUUAACAAUUAAGCCGGUCUCAGAACAGCAAGUUUUCUUUGAUAAUUUGUGUGUGGCAAGGUUUUUAUGCUUGUCUGUAUUAGUGGGGCGGAUAAGCGCACAAUUUUGCAAUAAUUGUGCAGUUAGUGAAGAAAGUACCUUAUUGACUGUAUGUGUAGACUUGACACAAGUAUGAAUAUCAGUUAUGGUGCAGGGCAUCUGUGAAAUUAACGCUCAUAGCUAAAACUUUUGAAUUUCUGACAUUUUAGUAUAAGUUUCUAUUACUGAUAGAAAUUUUAAAAUUCCAAGGUAGCUCUGUAUGGUUGAAACGUACACAAAAACUGUCUAUAGAACAUUAAAGUAGUUUUUGAUUUGCCAAGUCGUUUUUAAGUUAAUCAGUUGUUUUGAAAUUGCACACAAUAGAUAAAAAGUAGGUGCAAAGACUGGCACUAGCUUCAAAUCGCCUUUUUUAACAGGUUGCAGCUCAGGAAAUAUUUGGAAAAUCAAAAACUGCUUUAAUGUUCUACAGACAUUUUUUGCCUACUUUUCACCAUAGAACCUCUUUUUUGUGAAGUACUUUCGAGCAGUAACAGACAUUUAUAAUGAAAUGUCAGAAAUUCCAAAUUUUUGGCCAUUAGCGUUAAUCUCACAGAUGCCUCCAUAUCUGAUAUUCAUACUUGUGUCAAAGUCUACACAUCCUGUCAAUAUGGUGCUUUCUUCACAAAAUGCACAACACUUUCACUUAUCCGCCCCACUAUAUACAGGGUGCUAUUUACUCGAACUCAAAUUGUGUAAACCAGGGGGUGUUUCUUUUCCAACAAACUAAAAAUGACUUGCGAACGAAAUUUAAGAGCUUUAAUCGUAUUUUGAGCUAAUGGAUGGACUAUGUGUUGGGUUUUUAAUUGCUGUACAAAAUUUCAGACAAUUUGCUUUAGUAACUAUUCAUUUUUUCUUAAAAAAUCAGCCUUUCGCAUGCUUAAUUAACGCUUUUACCUAAUUAACUAAUUGCAAGGACUGGAUAUCGGCUAAAGUCCGAAUAUUAGGAUUUCGGAUAUCUCAAAUUCGCAAGUGAAUUAGUAUUUUAAGAGAAAUUUAAGUUCAAAGAUGAUGAAAUUAUAUGCUAAUCAAGAUCUAAUAUCCAAUGGACAAUUUGCAUGUUAGACUAAAUUUUAAUCUAAGUAAAGAGAAGGAAAUCAAACACCAUGACAGCUAAAAAGAACAUAAUGAAAAUAGUAAAAUUGCAAAAUUUGGUUGCAAAAUGUUGUAAAGUUUUGAAAAUAUAGUCUUGCAUAGUUUGCAAAUUUUGUAUAUUUGUUUGUAUAUUAUGUGCGGAAAUUGUUACCAUUUUCGGCUCAAAAAUGGUAAUAAUUUCUGCACGUAAUACAAACAUAUACAAAAUAUGCAAACUUCGCAAGGCUAUAUUUUCCAUAUUUUACAUUUCGUAACCAAAUUUUGCAAUUUUAUUAGUUUAAUAAGUUCUUUACGGGAAUUUACUUUUUUUGCCUAGAUCAAAAAUUAGUCUAACAUCAAUUUGUCUAUUGCCAUCACAGUUGUUACCGCUUAUCAAUUAUUCAUGAUUUAAGAUAGUAGAGCUAUCCAGUAUAUAUGUAAAGUUAAUUGCUAGUCUGACAGACAUUUUCUUAUUUUGAAAUACAGCAACCAAGGCUGAAGACCAAGCACUAAAAUCAAUUGAAGCAGAUAAAGGUGACAUUUACAGUAUUUUGGUUUCUGAAAGUAGUAUAUGACCUAACCCUCUUCUUUUUUCAUUCCUCUUCUUUAGCCGAACAUGGUGUCGUUGUGGAAUACUUCACAGACAUUCCUGGAUUAGAAGUGGCGAAGCUGACUAGCAAUCCAAAAUACCCAAAGGCUCCUGAUGAAGUGCAAAAACUACAAACGUUUGAAACACCACAGGACAAAGGCGAUCAUUACGGCGCGAGAUUACGUACUUAUUUUAUGGUACGUUGUGGGUGGACCUCUUAAUCAGAACGAUUUAGAACUGAUAGAGCUAUCCAGUUUAAAUACAGUCAGCUCAGUGUAACCUAGUUUAUAAAUUGAAUAUAUAAAUGUAAAAGCUAUGGACACUAAAAAUACAAAUGAAAUAAAUCAAUUAACAUCGACUGAAAUCUUACAACCCCAAACCCUAACCAUUUUAGAAAUAAGGUUUAGUCAAUAUUAAUUGAUUUCUUUCGUUUGCGCAUUUGGUGUUCUUAGGACUUGAAAUCAUAACCGAACGUUCUAAAAAACCUGUUACGCGUGUCACAGGCAGUGUUAUGCAUGGUUUGUUUAAAAUUUACUCACUAACGCUGUAUUACUUACACCUUCUAGCCACCGGCCUCUGGUAAAUACACAUUCUACAUCUCCAGUGAUGAUGACAGUCAACUAUUUAUUUCUAUGACAGACAGUGGAACUCCAGUUAAACUACUGGAAUUAUAUCAUAUGGCAACUGGUUACCAGCAGUGGGACAAGUAUGUCCUAAGUGAUGGAUAUAUUUUUACAACUUAAUAUAGAAUUUAUACAGCAGAUAUUUAUUCAGGGUUUUGCAACAGAUUUGGUUUCAAACUGUCGUCUUCAAAUUGAAAAACAACUUUGUUUACUAUCGUUCGUUGCCAUCUAACCUAGCUUGGCUUUCUCUUUUGCCGUAUGAACAUGUACACAAAAAAUUUUAUGCUUUAGCGAGGACAUUCAGAUUUUACUCAAGCCUGUUCCUCUGGCAGUUUGGCCUAUACAGUAUGAACACGCCCUUACUUUUUGUCAGUGGUUUUACAUUCCACUGAUGAAAAAUCUACAAUCAUUUUCAAAUGUGUUGGGACAGAUGCCGGAAACUCUACAGUUUUGAUUCAACCUAGGGAUUCAAUGUUCCGCCCAACGAACAACCUUACUCUGGUAUGCUAUAGUCUCUGGAUUAGGGAGACAGCAUUGAUUGGGAUGGUGGAGGAAAAUAUAAAUGUGUGUAAUAAGUUGCAUAGAUAGACUGGCGAUCUAAAACCGCAGGUGUUCCAACAACUUGUGAAAGUCAUUAUAUACUCUAGUGUUUUCGUAGUCAUUAUAUACUCUGUUCUAGUGUUUUCGUUGUUUUCUAGUGUUUUCGUUUUUUUAUAUACUCUAGUGUUUUCUUUUUUUCACAUGUUUCCUUACUCUUUGAUGUUUUCAGAGAUGUGAAGAAGCAGACUUCAAAAGAGGUAGAACUCAAAUUUGGUACACCGUACAUGUUAACAGCUUUGUUUAAAGAACACGAAGGGAAAGAUCACGUCAGUGUUGGUGUGAAAUAUCCCAGUGGAGAUGUAGAAAAACCCAUGACAGGAAAAUAUCUUUAUAUAAGUAAGAUUGCGUGUUAGUUUUUUCUAUUUUUAAGAUGCGCUUUAAGGUGGAAUAAUUUCUCAGUAUGCCAAUGAGCCAUUUCCAGAUAUUAGAACUGUAACUCAUGUUUGUCGAACUAUAUUCCAUUUUCCUCUUAUUAAAGGGCUCCCAGCUACACCAAAAGAGGACAAACCAGGUAUGUAGGAAGCUUGAUAUAUUACCUUUUAUAAUACAUUAAACUUACAGUAGUAUGUAACUUAAUUCCAUAUUCCACAUAAAUAUACAGUACGAUUGACCCACGAUAUUUAAUCGCUGUGUGAAGCCGGUUAUGACUACAUAGACAGGAUUAGUUCUUUACUUGAGCUAUACCCUUACCAAAAAAUCCCUCGCGAAAUUCAUAAUGUCUUUUUAAAAUUUUAUUUUUCAAUUAAAAGCUACAAAACCUGCGACAGGAAGUCUACCUGCAGGACCAGGAGAAUUGAAAGGUAAAAUAUUUUAUGUUCAUAUAGAAAUUAUGAUCUCCUGAAUGCACUAUGCAGCACUAUAGGCUUCUUCCCAGGGCCUUUUUUAACAUACAAGGGCAGGGAGCACAGGGCAGGGAGGACAGUUUGGAAUUGAUAAAGCUUGGAUAUGGCUUGGAUUGGAUAUGCAAGACAUGGCCCUUCAGAGGCCUCUAGGGAGAACAGUUUAGAGAAACUGAGUGGUAGUUUAACAUGAACCCUAUGUUGAGGUUCUUCUCAAGUCUCUCAUUCAUUUACAGUUCAAGUGGUUAUCAACUGGAAAGUCAUCCCUGGUUCUCUCGCUGAGAUCAAAGCUGGCGCAAAGGACGUUGCCUGGGGUCGUGAUGGUCAAGACAGGGUGUACGCUAUAGUGAACGGAAAGUUCGAAUAUGUUGCAGAUGCGCGUAAGAUCAUAUCCAUCAGCGUUGGAGGUUCUGAAGUGUGGGCUGUAGAUAGCAAGGGCAAUGUACUUUACCGUGAGGGGAUUACUGCCUCUGAACCCAAGGGAACAAGCUGGAGUGUGAUUGAUAAAAUUCCGUUGGAGAAUGAUGCUGCUGUUCAAAUCGACGUUAGUGGUAAAGGACGAGUAUGUGUGGUGACUAAAAACCAUCUCAUAUUAUGCCGUGGUGGUGUGAACACUCUGAACCCCAAAGGCUUUGGUUGGCAUACUAAAAUGGGUAAACUCAAACAGCUCUCUUGUGGAGGGCUUGGGUGUUGGGGAAUUGGCCAAACUGGCACUAGAGUUUGGUUCCGGGUCAGUCUCGAACAGACAAGCACUAGUGAUGUUAAAUGGGAAAUGAUUAAAGAUGCUGUAUUAACAACUGUCAAGGCUGGUGAUGAUGGCAGCGUGUGGGGUAUCAAUGCAAAUGGAUACCUCUUCGAAAGACAAGGUGUGUCUGCAGCAACCCCUCAAGGAAAGAGUUGGGUGAGAGUAGCGCUGAGUAAGCAGUUUCAAGAUAUUUCGAUUGCUGAUGGUGUCCUAUUUGGGGUAGCCAACACUGGAGCUAUUUACCAAUGUAAGUGA